Molecule: messenger RNA, 2522 nt
Organism: Paramisgurnus dabryanus
Lineage: Eukaryota; Metazoa; Chordata; Actinopteri; Cypriniformes; Cobitidae
Gene: sgk2a
Product: serum/glucocorticoid regulated kinase 2a
Biological process (GO): protein phosphorylation
Molecular function (GO): ATP binding; protein serine/threonine kinase activity
Source: RefSeq, a predicted model, not a curated record
AUAAGCAACAAUCGACUAAAAUCAUUUACAUUUCAACACAUGAAGUCUGCAAGCACCCUUGGAGAUUGAUUUUUACCUCACAAAUUAUAAUCUUUGGCAACCCUUAAAUAGAUAUCUGUCUGGGAGGGACACAAAAGACAAUGAAAAAGUUUUGUAGUUUUCUGUGGUACAUUAACAGUCAGACCAGCAUAAGAGCUCAGGGGUAGUGGACACUUUUAAACUUCUCUUCACUCAAAAACACAAAAGACAUAGGAAGAUGGCGCAUUAUAAUCAACCAUUAUCCUCAUCAUCUGCCAAUGUCAAUCUGGGUGCGUCUGUCAAUCCUCAUGCCAAACCCACUGACUUUGACUUUUUGGCAGUGAUAGGUAAAGGUACCUUUGGAAAGGUGCUUCUGGCAAAACUCAAAGCAGAUGGAAAAUUCUAUGCUGUAAAAGUUUUGCAAAAAAAGGUUAUAUUGAAGAAAAAAGAGCAAAAGAACAUAAUGGCAGAGAGGAAUGUGCUACUCAAGAGCUUGAAACACCCUUUUCUGGUCGGGUUACACUACUCCUUUCAGACCGCUGAGAAGCUUUAUUUUGUUCUGGAUUAUGUCAAUGGAGGAGAGCUGUUUUACCACCUGCAAAGAGAGCGAUGUUUCUCAGAGCCACGGGCGCGCUUCUACACGGCCGAAGUGGCCAGUGCCAUUGGUUACCUUCACUCUCUCAAUAUAGUUUACAGAGAUCUCAAGCCAGAAAAUAUCCUAUUAGAUUGCCAGGGUCAUGUGGUGUUAACAGAUUUUGGACUGUGUAAAGAAGGAGUACAAGCAGAAGAAACCACCACAACAUUUUGUGGUACUCCUGAGUAUCUAGCACCUGAGGUCCUACGAAAAGAGCCCUAUGACCGAACAGUAGACUGGUGGUGCCUUGGAGCUGUGCUUUAUGAGAUGCUGUACAGCUUACCUCCAUUCUACAAUCGAGAUGUAUCUGAGAUGUAUGAAGCAAUUUUACACAAACCCCUUCACCUGCCACCUGGAAAGUCUGAGGCUGUGUGUCACCUGCUCUAUGGACUCUUGCAAAAAGAUCAGCGUCGCCGAAUAGGAGCUAUUGCUGAUUUUCUGGAGAUUAAAAACCAUGCGUUCUUUGCCCUCAUAAACUGGGAUGAUCUCUAUCACAAGCGAAUUACACCUCCAUAUAACCCUAAUGUGAGAGGCCCUUCAGAUCUUCAGCAUAUUGACCCAGAAUUCACCAGAGAGAUGGUGCCCAACUCUGUGGGCCGCACCCCAGAAACUGCACAUAGCCUGGCCACCAGCAGCUCCAAUGCUUUUAAUGGCUUCUCCUAUAUUUCUGAAGAAAAUGGCUUUCUUUGAGGCACGCCAGCUGAUCAAAGUUUUUCUCAAAUAAUGUUACCCUUUGGGGCAUCGAGCAUGGAUCACUUUUUUUAUAGUAACGGGAAAAAAGACUUGAAAGAAAGAGUAUGGGCAGCAACGACAUAAACAAGCGGCUUUUGUGGCCCAAACAUAACUUCCUUUAGACCUCAGCAGCAUAGAAUCAAUAACAACAUAGUCCUUUUAGAGUUGUUUAUUUCUGAUAACAAGGAAAAUAAAUAACUAAGUAGAUUACCUUUGUAUAGAUAUCUAACGCGUAUCAACUACACUGAGCUAGCGUUACUGUGUAAAUAAUGUAUACAAUGUUAGCUACAGAUCCUUGAAUUUGUGCCUGGCUGCCACAUCAGUGAUCCGUGCUCUCCCUCUUCCCUCAUCUUUAGGAAACUAAAACAUUUUAAUUUUGAAAAGGUAUGUGUUUCUGAGAUCAGUUUAGCCACUAGACACAUCCUCAAAAUAAACACAGACUGAAAGUUAACUUUGGACCAGCCGUGUAACGGCAGCAACGUGCGUGCAUCCGAUGAAACCGUCUUAGAGGUAAAACACUUAAAGAUGGAAAUGUGUUGGAUCAUACGUUUUCUUUGUGUAAUAAAAUGGAAUAAGUUAUUGCGUCAGUAUCCAAAAGAAUAGAUCGUUAAAUCUGUUGGAUACAUAGGUAUUACUGUUAGAAAUAUCAUUAUAUAAUUGCCAAAAUAAGCAUAAUUGUGUUUUUUUUUUCAAUAUUGUUGCAUAAUUUUCACUAGUAAAAUGUUUUAUGCAAAUCUAAUUUGCAACAGUGCACAUAAUAAAAAAGCUAUAUCAAAUAAGGCUGUAAAUGUGUAACAUUUGUGCAUACAUUCAUGUUGUGCAAUUGUGUUUUUGCUAUUAGAAACAAAGUCAUUUGUCUUUAAAUGUAAAUCUAUGUUAUGAAUAAUCUAUUAAUGUACAUUAUUUAAUUGUGCUUUGAGGUUAAGUAUUAACGCAUGUAUUUAAUAAAGUCUUAAGCUGUUUUGGAGGCAGAUGUAAUACCAUUGAUAAAGAUAUUAUAACAUAUUAAAGUUUAUUCAUGUUGUUGUAUUUUUCUUUCAUUGUGGCUAUACAGAGAUACUUUUCUGCUUACAAUAUUACGUUAUAAAUUGUAAUGAAAAUAAAUGUGUAAAUAAAAAUAAAUUAUGUUAAAAAUAAA